Messenger RNA from Maniola jurtina (meadow brown), 3219 nucleotides. It is a transcript of the gene AlaRS, whose product is annotated as alanine--tRNA ligase, cytoplasmic. The record is from RefSeq and is a predicted model, not a curated record. The coding region runs from base 168 to 3071 and encodes 967 amino acids. Gene Ontology annotation, biological process: alanyl-tRNA aminoacylation; tRNA modification. Lineage: Eukaryota; Metazoa; Arthropoda; Insecta; Lepidoptera; Nymphalidae. Gene Ontology annotation, molecular function: nucleic acid binding; alanine-tRNA ligase activity; ATP binding. The transcript is spliced from 2 exons. Gene Ontology annotation, cellular component: mitochondrion; cytoplasm.
UGACAUUUCGUUUUAGGUAUUUUAAGGUGCUAUAUAUUUAUCUUUUCUACAAUUUACCGAGUGCCUUGUGCCGAUUGCUCAUUGCUUGGCUCACACGAAGUGGUUAUAUUCUCGUUGUUGCCUACGUUAGAUUUCGAUAUCGUGCUUCAUAAAGGUAAUCUGCUAGAAUGGAUACUUCUACGACCGGAAACAAAAUCAGACAAACUUUUAUUGAUUUCUUUAUCACUAAAGGGCACAAGUAUGUUCAUUCUUCUUCAACAAUUCCACAUGAUGAUCCUACUUUAUUGUUUGCAAAUGCAGGGAUGAAUCAAUUUAAACCAAUAUUUUUGGGAUCUGUUGAUCCCAACUCUGAUAUGGCCCAAUAUGUAAGAGUUGUCAACACUCAAAAAUGUAUAAGGGCUGGAGGAAAGCAUAAUGACUUAGAUGAUGUAGGAAAAGAUGUUUACCAUCACACCUUUUUCGAAAUGAUGGGUAACUGGUCCUUCGGCGACUAUUUUAAGAAAGAAAUUUGUUCUUGGGCUUGGGAACUACUUACUGAAGUUUACAAGUUAUCAGGAGACCGAUUAUAUGUAACAUACUUUGGGGGUGACGAAUCUUCUGGACUAGAACCAGAUUUGGAGUGCAAAAAUAUAUGGAUUAAUUUAGGUGUACCUGAAUCUCAUAUUCUGCCAGGUAGUAUGAAAGACAACUUUUGGGAGAUGGGCGAAACAGGACCUUGUGGUCCAUGUUCUGAAUUGCAUUAUGAUCGAAUUGGCGGACGAAACGCUGCACAUCUUGUUAACAUGGAUGAUCCUGAUGUUCUUGAAAUUUGGAAUUUGGUGUUUAUACAAUUUAAUAGAGAAAUGGAUGGAUCACUGAAGCUUCUCCCAAAGAAACAUAUCGAUUGUGGCUUAGGUCUAGAGAGAUUAGUUUCUGUAAUUCAAAAUAAAAGAGCAAACUAUGACACAGAUUUCUUUAUGCCUAUAUUUCAAGCCAUACAAGAGGGCACGAAAAUAAGACCUUAUAGUGGCAAAGUGGGUUCUGAUGAUACAGAUGGAAUUGAUAUGGCAUAUAGAGUAUUGGCUGACCAUGCAAGAACCUUAACCAUUGCUUUAUCUGAUGGUGGACAUCCUGAUAACACAGGAAGAGGCUACGUUUUAAGAAGGAUUUUAAGAAGAGCUGUUCGUUUUGCCUCAGAGAAACUAAAUGCAAAGCCUGGAUUUUUUGGAUCUUUAGUUAAUACUGUUGUAAAAUUAUUGGGUGAUGUGUUCCCUGAAAUUACUAAAGAUCCUGAAUCGAUAAUUCAAAUAAUAAAUGAUGAGGAAGUUCAAUUUUUAAAAACCCUAACCAGAGGUAGAAAUUUGCUCAACAGAACCAUUGAAAAACUUGGUGAUUCGAAAACAGUUCCAGGUGAUGUCGCUUGGCGGAUGUAUGAUACAUAUGGUUUUCCGAUUGAUCUAACCCAAUUAAUGUGUGAGGAAAAAGGAUUAACAAUUGAUAUGGAAGCUUAUGAAAGAGCUAAAAAAGAAUCUCAGUUAACUUCUCAAGGAAAAAGUGUUGGACUUGAGGACUUACUAGCCUUAGACAUUCAUGCAAUCAGUCAUUUACAAGAGACUGGCAUACCUGUAACAGAUGACUCGCCGAAAUAUAACUAUACUGCAUCUUCUACAGCAAAAGAGGCUGAAUACAAAUUUGCGCCAUGUAUAGGAACAGUUUUGGCACUACGUCAAAAUAAAGAAUUUGUGAAUGAGGUCACAAGUGGUCAAGAAUGUGGUGUUAUUUUGGAUCGUACAAGUUUUUAUGCAGAACAGGGAGGGCAAAUAUUUGAUGAAGGAUAUAUGGUUAAAACUGACGAUGACAGUGUUGAAUUUACAGUAAAUAAUGUACAAGUCAAAGGUGGUUAUAUUCUCCAUACAGGUAAAGUUGAAGGUACACUUAAAGUCGGAGACAAAGUUGUGUUGAAUAUAGACACAGAAAGACGUCGUUUGGUAAUGAAUAAUCAUACUGGAACUCAUAUCUUAAACAAUGUCUUGAGAAAAGUUCUCGGAAAUGACUCUGAUCAACGUGGCUCUCUUGUGAUGCCAGAUCGUUUAAGAUUCGAUUUUACUAAUAAAGGUCCUAUGACUGUUAAACAGAUAAAAGAUACGGAGGACCAGAUCAAAUCAAUUAUUAAUGAUAACAAAUGUGUUUAUGCUAAACACAUUGGCUUAAGUGCAGCUAAAAAAAUUAAUGGCCUUCGUGCUAUGUUUGAUGAACACUAUCCAGACCCAGUCCGUGUCCUUUCAGUUGGCAUACCUGUUGAUGAACUGGAAAAUAAUCCUGAAGGCACUGCUGGAUUUGAAACAUCUGUUGAAUUAUGUGGCGGUUCACACUUGCACCAAACUGGUCAUAUUGGAGACUAUGUUAUUGUUAGUGAGGAAGGAAUAGCUAAAGGUAUACGAAGAAUUGUAGCAGUAACUGGUCCAGAAGCUACAAAAGCCCUUAAUAAAAUGAGUAUUCUUGAAAAUGAAGUAAACAAUAUUGCUAAUUUUGUCAAAGAUCAAGCUGAUAAUCUUAAUCAUAAAGAUAUUGUUAAGAAAAUCGUAGAACUAACUAAUGAUGUAUCUCACGCCCAAAUAGCUUACUGGAAAAAGGAAGAAUUAAGAACUAUGCUUAAAAAUUUGAAAAAACAACUAGAUGAUAAAGAAAGAGCUGCUAAAGCAAUGACGAUUAAUUUAGUGAUUGAGAAAGCCAAGGAAUUAUGUCUACAAGAAAAUUCUUCAGAGAUUAUUGUAUGUGAAUUAAAAGCAUAUAAUAACACAAAAGCUUUAGAUGGUGCUUUAAAGCAAGUCAAGCAAUUACAACCUAACUCAGCUGCUAUGUUCUUUUCCGUUGACGAUGAUUCCAAUAAAAUAUUUUGUUUAGCAGCUGUACCUAAAAAUCUUAUUGACAAAGGUUUACUGGCAUCAGAAUGGGUUCAAUCUGUUGUGUCAAUCAUUGGUGGUAAAGGCGGCGGAAAAGCAGAGUCUGCCCAAGCUUCUGGAGCUAACCCAAAAGGGCUGUAUGAGGCUAUUAAAGUGGCGCGCAAUUUUGCUGAAAACAAAUUAGCAUAGUAAUAUUACAAAUAGUAAAUUACAAAGUAACAACUUUUCUAAUUUUCAGGUUGUAUUGCUUAUGCAUAUGUUAGAUAGAAGCAUUUUAUUUAUUGGUUACUAUACUUACGCUUGUAAAAUGAUUUUGAAAUACAUUUCUUUACUUGGG